AGCCCUUGGGAUGGAGAAGAGACGAAUUAUUUGAUACUUUUCAGGAUGGGAAAGGUUACGUUGAAGUAUUCUCAAACCACUCAUCUUUUAUGGAAAGGGCUGUUUGCUCACCCGGAUAUUUCGAAUGUCCAGGGACAAAUUUAUGUUGUACCAAAAAAUGUGGUGCAGUUUGCGAUAGUCAUUGUUGUGAG
Molecule: messenger RNA, 191 nt
Organism: Entrophospora candida
Lineage: Eukaryota; Fungi; Glomeromycota; Glomeromycetes; Entrophosporales; Entrophosporaceae
Source: the annotation of a GenBank genome assembly